UUUCUCCAGUUCCAGGUCCUGAACUCUCCUUCCGAUCCCUAUUGGUUCCUGCAAUUGCAUCCCAGAACAUAAAUAGUAUCCACCCCCAUGUUUCUCAAGGAGCAAGCCAUUUCCAGUGUCAUGGUUGCUUAAACCAGCCUUGACACAUCUCAAGCUUAGAUACAGCCAGGUGUUGCACUAGCGAAACCUGUGCAUUUGUAGGGAGAUUGCACAUGCAUCUUGGUAGUAGUGUGAGCAUAAAGGUGUGAGGAUCAUCCUCACAGAUAGCUGCCAUGGUUGCAUUCAAGCUGAGGCUGAGACAUUUCUGUUUCGCAGUUGUGCUUUCAUCCAUUGCCAUCUCUUGUUGCAGAGGGCAAGGAGGAGGAGCUGGUGCUGGGGGAGCAGCAGGUGGUGCAGGGGGCGCUGCAGGUGGUGCGGUGGUGCCCGGAACACAGGAUGCCGUCCAGAUUGUCGCGCAGGCUGCUCUCUGCUUCGACAAUAGACAGGUGAUGAACGGGUGUCUCCAAGCAAUGGGCAUCAACAUCAAUGGCAACGGCGGCGGUGGAAACAGCAACGGCAACGGUGGCAGUGGCAGUGGCAAUGGCAACGGCAACGGUGGUAGCGGCAAUGGCAACAACAACGCCGGCGGCGGCGGCGGCAGCAACGGCAAUGGCAGCAACGGUGGUGGUGCCAACAACAACGGCAACGGCGGGUCAACGGCGAGCAUGUGCCAAGGCCCGUGCUUCGGGCAGAUGAUGCUGAUGAUGAACUGCGUGAACGGCAUCCUGGGCAACAUCCAGGGCUACAGCCCAGGGCUCAUGCAGGGCGUCCAGGCCGUCUUCCAGAUGUCCUGCGGCAAUGUCGGCAACGGCCAGCAGGGCGGCGGCGGGCCGGCUGGUGGUGGAGGUGCCGGUGGACCUGGUGUCGGAGGUGCCGGCGGUGCCGGUGGUGUAGGUGCUACUGGUGUCGGAGGUGUCGGCGGUAAUGGUGUAGCCGGUGUCGGUGGUGGUACCGCUGGUGGCGGAGGUGCCAUUGGUGCCGGAGGUGUUGGUGGCGGCGCCGGCAGUGGCGGAAGUGUUGGCGGUGGCGGCAGUACGGCCAGCAAUACUGUUACUGCUGGUGGUACUGCGAGUCCAAAUGGAGGCUCACACGUGGCGGUAAGCGAUCCAGGUGAGCCAACCAGCGGCGUGGGCGGGCCCACUCCCAGCCUCACCAGCCGGUUUCCCUCGGUGCUAGUGGCGUGGGCGUGUAUCUGGCUACUGCGGCUGUUCUAGCUUCGAUGAGAUGAAUGAUUAGUGAUGAUGAGAACGUUGCAAGAAGCUGCGUUUCGUUUCUGUACUUCUCUAGGUAGCACAGUAGUAAUUAAUCUCAAUUUUACCUUCUGUGAGGAUUAUAUGUAAAGCCAGCAUGCGACUUCUCCAUUUGAAUGUAUAAACAAGGAAUUAUGCAAUGGUUUGUUCAA
Molecule: messenger RNA, 1441 nt
Organism: Panicum virgatum (switchgrass)
Lineage: Eukaryota; Viridiplantae; Streptophyta; Magnoliopsida; Poales; Poaceae
Product: glycine-rich cell wall structural protein 1.0-like
Exons: 4
Coding region: 273-1253 (326 amino acids)
Source: RefSeq, a predicted model, not a curated record